Apis cerana (Asiatic honeybee) is the source of this 2623-nucleotide messenger RNA. Its product is annotated as lysine-specific demethylase 7A-like. Gene Ontology annotation, cellular component: cytoplasm. The record is from RefSeq and is a predicted model, not a curated record. Lineage: Eukaryota; Metazoa; Arthropoda; Insecta; Hymenoptera; Apidae.
AAGAAAAAAAUCAUAUUUAAAAAAUCGUUGUGCAGUGUGAAGAACGUUUCGUGUGUGUAUCUACGAAAGGAAAAAGAAGAGAGAGGGAGAAAGGAAAAGAAAGAGAGAGGACAAUAACACGUUGGCCGAGAGCGCGGCUUUAUUGUGUCCGCUGCUCGCCCGUAUCGCAGACGUGGAGGUGUAAACACGGCAUUCGUGUUAUUGUCCUUUUGUUCUCGUAGCCGGUGAACGGAGGAAAGUACGCCAUGCCGAGCGCUGAAGAAACAACGUAUUUGAUCGAAGUAGUGCCAAACACGACGCAGGACUUCCUUUCCCGCGACGUAGACCUUCUUGUAUCGCAGAUUAAAGAGAAUCUUCGACUAUCCAGCUUGAAAGCUAAGUCCAGCAUUAGUCAUAAAAAUCGACCAUCGCCCUAUCAAAUACCAUCGAGAUCGUGGGCAGAUCCGAAUAGUUGCGAGAUAUGUGGUGCGAAGAAUACCGGCAGUCACGAUCAUCGUCAUCAUUUAAAUCAUCAUCAUCAUCAUCAUCAUCAUCAUCAUCAUCAUCAUAAAAGAUCCACUACGAGAGAUGAUGAUCCAUAUGAACUUCUACAAGAAUUGCUUAGAGAAGGUGGAUUAAUAAAAGAGGCUGUGAAGAGACUUCAAGCGAAUCUUGUUGAUUUGGAUAAUUCUGAAGAAGAAGAAGAUGACGAACAAUCAUCGAUAAUUUAUCAAAGAAAACCUUACUUCUAUGAUUCUGAAGAUGAACAAUUACCACCAGUGUGCGAGCCGCUUGAGCUGUGAAACUGAGUUAUUGUGUAACCGGCUUUGACCGGUAUAGGAUUUAAAGAAAAAUUCUUGGUGUACUUCACGACUAAGAGUGAAAAAGUUCAGAAAUCUUUAUUAACAGUCAUUUUCGUUCCUCGAUUUACCUCUUGAUGGUAUAUCGUGUGUAUAUAUGUGUGUACACGCGAAAAAGUGUUAUCAAGAACAUUUGCCCCCUAAGUGAAGCAUGUGUAGCUUGUAUCGAAAGAAAGUACAACGAGGUAAACAUAAUUAACCAAGAACUCGCCUUACAUGGUCGUGUUUGUAAAUAUGGUAUGUUGUUAUUCGAAGCAGUUUCACAGCUUCGUGUAACUUCGGCUAAGAUCGUCAGCAUAUCGACAAUCCACGAAGCUUACGUGGAAGACAUGGCUGCCUCGAUUCGAGCCCUCGAAUUCGAUUUACAUGACAACAAGGUUCAUCGUUUUUUUAAGCUACGAGUUCGUCCUUCUUAUAAAUAAAGAAAAAGAUAAAGAAGAGUUCCUGAAUAUUGCUCGUGUCCAGGGUAAUAAAAAAUGAAAUUCUGGAAUAGUGGUUGACGAUUACAAAACUGUUUAUAACAAUUUGUUUUUCUGUAGAAAUUUUCAAUUUUUCGUUUAUUUUGAUCAUUUUUUGUUUUUUUUUUAUAACUAUGCAAAUUAAUAAUGAUAGCAUACAGUUAAUACAAUGUAACUAAAAAAAGAAAACAUAAACAACAGUGUGAUCUAAUAUGAAUUGACAGCAUAAUAAUUCAGCAUAGUUAUUUAACGCUUAUUUAAUUCGUUUGUUACCUUUGUUAUAUGUAUAUAUUAUAGUUUUUUUAAUAGCGUGAAAUAUUGAAAAGAGCACGCGUAUGAACGAAAAGUAUCCUAUAAGAUAUAUUAGUUGAAAAUUUUGCUCGAUUUGUUCGGGCUAUUAUGGUCCAGUUACUAUUAGAAAAAUUAAUUAAAUGAAUUGUCUAAGAAAUCAAUCAACGAAUUAUAGAAACGCCUUUGCGCGCAGAAGCGUCGUAAUUCGAAGGAUAGUGAUCUCAUUUUUGUUUUAUUUUUUUUUCUGAACAACGAACAGAUUAUUUGAUUGAGAUAGGAUACCAUUUAUUAGUUCAAUAUAUAUAUAUGUAUACUUUCAAAUUAAGUUACACGCACACAAAUUAUCGCUAUUUUCGUGCGUUUCAAAGUAUUUAGCAGAUUUGGUUAAAAAAAAAUAAUAAACUGGCUUAGCAUAAAACACAAAUACACAAUGAAUUUGUUAUAUGAUUAACAACAUAAAGUAGGUUUACAUUCGCUUCACAUUAAGUAUAUAUAUAUAUAGUUAUUUUUCACUAUCGAUCGUUAGCGACAUAACAAAUGCUGUAUGCGCGUGUAAAUUUGUUGUACAUAUAUAUAUGCAUAUUGGGUGCACAUGGGUGUUCGGUUUAAUGAUAGAAUGUGAUUCAUUUUAAGAUAUCGGAACUGAUGAGAAGAAUUCGGGUAAAUAGAUUGUAGCAUGUUCUUUGCGAGAAGCCGACGAAAUGGAGGCGCAAAAUUACGUACUGUGUCAUGUUACGUAUUGUACAAAUGUUAACUAGUUCAUGACUACAAAUAUUGAGUUAGAUCACAGUUCUGAUGAACAUGUGAUAACGUAUAUGAAUGAAUGAAUGGGAAAUCAAUGCGUUUUUUCUUUUUAUGUCUAUAUGAAUGCAUAUGCAGUGAAUGAUUUGCGUAGGUAUGAAUGUGCAGAUAAUGAAAGAUUUGUCUUUAAAUUUACCGUUAAAGUGUAAAUUAAGGAAGCUAUAUACCUCGUUGUGAUGGUCGGACUUGUUAUCCGACGAACCUUAAUUAUGAAUAAACAAAUAAAAAAUUUCA